UGAAAAAUAGAGCAUAACAAUAUAAUCGUCUAAACGAUUUGUGGUGAUAACCUUGCUAAAUAUAGACUAUAAGUAAACAUGUUGUGUUUCGCGGACGCUAACGCACAAGUAAAUAGGGUAGCCUCUCUAUUACAGAGACAGAACCUAAACAAAUAGACUAUGGAAGUACCAGGAGAGCUAGCUGGCCCCUCUGAUAAAGAUUUGAACUAUUUCUGCAUUCCAUGCGGCAUAGAUGGUUUAAAGGAACAAGCAUAUGGGUAUUGUCAAGACUGCGAGGAACAUCUUUGUGAAAGUUGUUAUAAUCAUCACAGAAGGCAAAGACCGUCAAGAAACCAUGUUUUACUAGUCAAGGAGAGAAUGCUACAGAGACCGAAGACCGGGAACAUAACAAAAGACCGAAUAACUGAAUUCUGUACAAAACAUGGCGACAAACCACAGGAAUUCUUUUGUAAUAAACAUGGUUCUACUGCAUGCUCUGUUUGUGUUACCCUAGAACACAAACAUUGCAAAGUUGACUAUAUUCCAGAUGUUUCAGAAAGCGUGUCUGAUGAACUAGAUACUUUGAUAAAUCGAAUGGAGACACUUAUUAAAAAAUGUAAAUCUAAUGUCAAAAAUGCUGGGACUGAGACAAUAAACGCCGAACAAAUGUACAAGGAAGUUGCUGAAGCUAUACAUCAAUUCAGAGAAGAAAUAAACGAAUGUUUAGACCGGAUGGAAGCCGACAUUAUGGCAGACGCUGAAACUUACGCACGGAGAGAAAAAUGUAAACAAGAAAAUGUAAAAGAGGAAAGUUUACAUAUCGCAGAGGAAAUGAAAAGUACAAUGUCAAUGCUCAAAGGCUUAAGUGAAGAAAACAAGCUCAAUCAGCUGUUUAUUGAGAUGAAAAAUGCUGAAUCUCAUGUUUUAAGGCUUUCAAGUAAGGAGCAACAAAUGGCAAAGGAUAGUAAAUCAGUCGGUGAUGUAAAAUUUAUCCGAAACCAAAAUAUUAUUGAUCAGUUGAGAAAGGAAAACGUUCUCGGAACGUUGUCCACAUUGAGGAACACUUCUGCAGAUUCUGCAGCAUGUGCGAAAACAGUAAAAUCAAUUAACAUGCGAUCCUUUAUAGAUAAGGAACCAUGCAGUAUUGCAGGAAUGGUAAUGAUUUCAUCCACGCAAAUGAUCGUUGCUGAUAUCAGCAAUAGCAAAAUUAAAAUGAUUGAUGUAGACAAUGAAAAGUUAGUAUCAGAAAUAUCCGUAUCAUCAGCACCACGCGAUAUUAUAAAGAUUCCACAAAAUAAACUUGCGGUUGCCUUAGUUAAUGCAAAACAUAUCCAGAUAAUGUCUUUCAAUGACACAAGUGUUGCUUUAGAUCGUUAUUUAUAUGUUGGAGAGGAAAGUUAUUGUAUAGCUUAUUGUCAGGACAAGCUAGUAGUAGGUUGUAACUACAACCCGUUUCCGUUCCCAAUGUCUUUCUUCUUUGGAAAGCUGGUUAUUCUGGAUUUAGACGGAAAUAUUAUACAGGUAUUUGAUUCCCUUAAGCUGUAUGGUGGACCUGAAAAAAUUACUAUCAGCCGUGAUGAGAAGUUCAUAUAUGUAUCUGAUUAUAAUAUCAUGUCACAGUUCAAGUUUCUGAAAGUGGAUUGGCAAGGAAAUAUUGUACAAAGAUUCCAAGAUAAAGCAUAUAAAAGACCUGUAGGAAUACAGGAGCUCGAAGAUGGUACCUUGUUGGUGUGUUACAUAGACAGCCACAAUAUUGUAAGAUUGUCGAGCAGCUUCAAGAAAUGUAGGAUUGAAGGAUUAGAGAACACAGAAAUACUCCAUCCACACGCUGUAACAUACAGUCAGAGUGAUAGUAAAUUAUACAUUAGUUGUUCAUCCAAAAAAGGUUUCUUUGGUCCUCGUGAUUUACUCAAGGUGUUUAGUAUUACAUGGGUGUAACAACACACCUGCUAUGUAUGUAUGAAAAAAGAAAGCAGGGAACACUUAUACAUAUUGUAUUAUAAUGCGUUUUAGUAGUUAAUCAAUUAGAUCAUCAUUUUAUCUUAUAUGCAAAUGUAAAUGAUCUUUGAUAAAUGAAUGGACGUUAAUGAAAAUAUCAUAUCGUUGCCAUCUUCUACAUUAGAUAGGUAUACAUACGUUAUCAUGUCUUUACAUUGACUUCUGUUGAUAAAAUUUGGUCAACAAGAUCAACAAGGAAAGUUCAAUGAAAGUGCAUACCUGAUAUAUUUAGCUUUAUUAGUCACCUUAUCAAUACAUAUUGAAAUAAAAUGAAGUGAAUGGAAUACUUUACCUCUGUCUACAUGUAGUUUGGAAAUUUCAACGUGAUAAUAUUUGAAUCGAAUACAUUUUUGAAUUAUAAAGUCUCUCUUACAUUCGACUAGAAACAUGUGCAUGUGGAACUAUUUCUUAAAAAUAUGAUCAUUGGCAUAUUAAUUACUCGGCGGGACAUGAACUCGGGAGGUUCUUGACAGUUUUUUAUUUCCUUUGAAAUAUAAACAAAGAAACGCAUAUUAAAAUUGUUAACAUGAUAAAUAGAAUACCAAACAAAUACCUGAUAUUAUAAAAUAUAUCAGACAAUGCAAAACAAAUGAAGGGCGUCUUAACCUUGCCUGAUAAAUUUUGUAAUAUCAGACACUAGUAUGGUAUUUUCUGUUUAUCAAUCACUUUGAACAUUACUUGUCAUGUUAGUCAUAAUGCAUCUUUGAAUGUUAUGAUUUAUCAUUUUAUUAAUAUCAUUGUACGUAUAUCAGACAUUUGUAACUAAAGGUUACUGUUUAUAUGACUUCCUAUAGAUAUACCCGGUAGUAGUUUGUUACAUAACAAAUCUAUUAUUACAAUGUAUAUAAUGUAUAAUAUGAACAAAAAUAAAAUAUUGUAAAUAAAUUA
Ruditapes philippinarum (Manila clam) is the source of this 2865-nucleotide messenger RNA. RefSeq lists its product as uncharacterized. Gene Ontology annotation, molecular function: zinc ion binding. The transcript has 2 exons. The coding region runs from base 160 to 1917 and encodes 585 amino acids. Lineage: Eukaryota; Metazoa; Mollusca; Bivalvia; Venerida; Veneridae. The record is from RefSeq and is a predicted model, not a curated record.